AACAAACCAUUGUGAAGAUUUUCACAGCAAUUUUGAGAAGGAAAUGAUGAACAAUAAUUCAGGUACAUCUUCUCCGAGAGUUUCUUCUCAGUCAUCGUCAUCACCCAGAAUUUUACAAUCACAACAGCAACAAUUUUCUAAUACAAAUAACAAUUCACCCUCUUCGCCCAAACUUCCAUCCACACUUCUCAUUCAACAACAACAACAAUCGAUGAGUAGUAGUAGUGGAGAGGAUCCACCCUCCAAAACUUUAAAUAAUUUAAAUAUAAUUAACAAUAAUAAUAUGAGAAGAAGUUUGGAUAAUAGCCAAUUGAUUGGCAACAGGAUUGGAGUUGUAAAUAAUUCAGCACUCAAAUCCAUCUACUCCCAACACAUUCAUCAUUACGGAGUAGGAGCUGCUCCAACAACUUUAUCAUCUCUAGCCUUUGAUAAGAGAGGAAUGAUUGGAGAAGGAGAAGAACAACAAGGCACUCAUAAUCAUCAUCCAGAAGAGUUGGAGGAAACAAUCAUGAUGGAAGAUGUUGAGAGGGAACAUCAGGCUGGAAUGAUGGAAGAAGUGAAGAGAGAUUCCUCUCGAAGAAGUUCUCGUAAUAAUCUUCGUGGUCAUCAUCAGCAACAACAACUUAAUGCCACAAGGGGACUUUCUCAUCAUCGUCAUCAUGGACAUCACCAUAGAAAACCAAAUCACAAGCCAAAGAUUUCUCAUCACAUUCAUAGACAUUCAGAUUUGGGUCCAAAAGUUGAGAGUGAAGAGCAAGCAUUCGAAUCAGAGGAAGGUACAACAACUGAAGAGGAAAGUUUAUCUGCCACUUCUAGUAUGGAUUAUUAUGCAGAUAAUGUUUCAGAGACGAGUUCUUUGGAUUUGGCAAGUAUUGCCAAUGAGAAAUGUUUCAAAUUUGUGGAUGAUGGAUCGAAUGGAUUGGAAGAUGAUAAGAGACAACAUUUUGGAUCAGUUAUUAGCUUUUUAUUUGCAGCCAUUGGUUCGAGUGUUGGUUUGGGAGAUUUGAUUCGUUUUCCAUAUCUUGUUUAUACGUAUGGAGGUGGUGGAUUUCUCAUUCCUUACAUUUUCUGUUUGGUUGUUUUGGGAUUGCCAUUGACCUUGUUGGAAUUUUCACUUGGUGUCAUGUCGAGAAGAUCUUCCAUAUUAUCCAUUUCAAAGUGGAAUAGAAGAGCUUGUGGAGUUGGUUUGGCCAUGACAGUUUUUGGAAGUUUAUUAAUUUUGAGUUAUUAUAAUGUAAUUCUGAGUUGGACUUGUGUUUAUUUUGUAAACUUAUUCCAAGCUGAAUUACCAUGGAUUGGGAAGGCUGAAGAGUUCUUCAAUUCUGUAGUUUUGAGAAAAUCCACUGGACCAACUACAUUGAUAAGCAAUUAUCCAUCGAAUUUUUAUGGAGUAGACUUUGUUUCCAUGCCAAUUUUAUUGGGCUUACUGGUUGUGGUAUUUUUCAACUUUUUGUGCGUUUUUAAGGGUGUGAGCAGUAUCAAAUUUGUAGUUUUCAUUUCAGUACCUUUGCCAAUUUGUUUAUUGGCCAUUUACUUGUUGAGAACUAUAUUGUUCGAAGUGGGAAGUAGCUCUGGUUUGUACUACUUUUUCAAACCAGAUUUCAGUGUCUUGCUGAAAACUGAAAUUUGGUUGGCGGCUGCUGGUCAGGUAUUCUUCAGUGUUGGUGUUGGAAAUGGAACCAACUCUACCUAUUCUUCAUAUUUGAGUAGAAAAUCAAAUAUUAUCAUUGCUUCAGUUGUUGUGGUGGCAGCCAAUUGCUUUAUUGCCUUUUUGAGUGGCUUUACUAUCUUUUCAAUUUUGGGUGUUAUGGCUCAUGACAAGUUUGGUGAGAAUGCUCUUGCAGAUUUUGACAAGCUCUUUACUAGUGAUACAGUUCGUUCAGGAUUGGGAUUGGCUUUUAUUGUCUACUUCCAAGCUGUUUCCUAUUUGCCAGUUCCUCACUUUUCUGCUCUCUUACUGAUUGCCACUAUAUUUUCAAUGGGAUUAGAUAGUGCCUUUGCUUGUGUGGAAUGUGUAACAAGUGCCCUGAUGGAUCACUUCUCAAUGCAGUGGAAUCUCAAAGUUCAACGUUGGAAGUAUGUUCAAAAGAUUUACAUGCAGAAUUUCCACAAUGAACAUGAAAUGACAGAACAAGCAGUUGAUGCUCAACAUGAAGUACCACUGGAGGAUACCAUCGAUUCAUCCAAUGUGAUUUCAUCUUCUCCUGUGGCUAUUAAGAAGGAGACUAUUAAUCUUCCUCCAGAGAAGCAAGAUUUGCUUCAUGAGGACAAUGUACCAGACAUGCCAUUCACUUACAAAAUGUUGACUAACAGAAACGUGGCAACUUUUAUUGUUUGCCUUGUUGGCUUCAUUUUAGGAUUGCCGUUCACUCUUAAUAAUGGAUACUACUUGAUUAGAAUUGUGGAUCACUACAUUUCAAAUUAUUGUCUAGUUUUGAUGGGAUUGGCUGAGUGUAUAGUUGUUGGAUAUUUUGCAUUUGGAAGUAAAAUGUUUGAAAGUCAAUGCAGUGAAUUGGAAGAGAAGGAUAUCGUUAACAAGAUUAAUGAAGCUUUGGCAGCUAACCAUGAAAAAUGGCAAGAAGAAAUGAUUCAAAUGAUAGAGCCAUCAGAGGAGGGAAUAGUUGAUAUGGUUUUGGAGGGAGACACCUCUGUGUGUGCAAGAUUUACAAAACGUUGUAAAAUCAUGGCCACCCACUUUGUGGUAUUUUUCAAAUAUUUGAUUCACUGCCCUAAUCUCACACAUGCAUUCAGAAAACUGAAAAACAACCCAAAGAAAUAUUGGAAAGGAGCGGCCUUCUUCUCUGUUGAGAGAUUUAAAAACCACAUUCUUGCUAAAAAACAAAAGAUUAUUCAAAAGUAUGCUACUGAGGAGAAUGAAGAUGGAGAGGAAAAUAUUUUCACUGAGAAUACAUUUGUUUACAAAUGCACUGAUUUGGCAACACAGACAGUUUUGUGGGUUUGGUGCUUUUUAGUCAAAUACUUUGCCCCUCUGCUUCUCUCGGCCAUGUUGAUUUCUACCAUGAUUACUGAGACCAUAUUCAGAUUCCCAUUCUCUUUCAAUGAUGACGAUAGUAUUGUCUUGGGUGGUGUUUGGUUUCUAGUUGUUUAUUGUGUAUGA
Molecule: messenger RNA, 3118 nt
Organism: Naegleria gruberi
Lineage: Eukaryota; Heterolobosea; Eutetramitea; Acrasida; Naegleriidae
Product: sodium-dependent transporter
Exons: 3
Coding region: 44-3118 (1024 amino acids)
Biological process (GO): sodium ion transmembrane transport
Cellular component (GO): membrane
Source: RefSeq, a predicted model, not a curated record